Molecule: messenger RNA, 2250 nt
Organism: Culicoides brevitarsis
Lineage: Eukaryota; Metazoa; Arthropoda; Insecta; Diptera; Ceratopogonidae
Gene: Axs
Product: anoctamin-10
Exons: 5
Coding region: 56-2116 (686 amino acids)
Source: RefSeq, a predicted model, not a curated record
UUUUUCGCUUCGACAAAUUUUUUUUCUUUCUUAAUAGUUUUUAAGUUUUUGGAAAAUGACAAGUUCAGAAGAAUCUUCAGAUGUUGAAGAUUUGUAUGCGGGAAAUGACGUUAGUUCGAAGAGCAAUGUUAUUCGACAUCGACUAACGAAGAAAAAACGGGAUUCAGAACGAAAACCCUUGAUACAAUUCAAAGGAAGUGACUUUCCCGAAACUGCUCUUGUGAUAGAAUUCAAGAAAGAUGUUGACUACAAAGCGCUUGUCUUUCUCCUUGAUAAAGCACGAGCAACUGUCGAUGAUGGAGGAGCAGAAUUAUUAAUUGCAAUGGAGCCAAAUAAGGAUCAUUUGAUUCUUCAUGUAAGUGCAACGAACGAUCGUCUUUUCCAACUUGCCGAAGAAUUAGCGCUUAUGAAACGCAACAAACGAGGCGAUAUGACAAUCUUCAGUGUUGCUGCCUUAUCAGAUUUUUACGACAACUCGAUGGAUAUCAAUUCGUUACUUACUUUUGCUGAACGACAACUUCUUGUGAAACACGCUUUGGAUUCCAUCAAGCCACAAUUAAGCGAAACAAUCGUACCCGGAUAUCCCAAAAUUGCUCUUUGCCAAACGAGGCCUUUGAUUCAAACGUACAUUCGUGAAGGAUUGAUUCGAGACUUUUAUUCGUUGCACGAUGUUGAAUAUUUGAAACUUUUGCAAGUUGAUUGGUAUAAACCGUAUCGCAAACAGCCAUUGGAUAAAAUUCGGUAUUACUUUGGCGAAAGCAUCGGGAUGUAUUUCGGGUUUUUAGGCUUUUACAGUCGUUCGUUGAUACUUCCUGCCGUUCUUGGCGUCGUUCAAUACAUUUUUUCGUACGAAAUGAUGCCCUUUUUGUGUGCCUUUUAUCUCAUCUGGAUCGCCGCCUUUUUGGAAUUAUGGAAACGAAAAAGUUCAACAUUCGCAUAUCGAUGGGGAACGAUCUCAUUGACGACUUUAGAUGUUCCUCGUGCCGCUUUUGAAGGCGAAUUAGGUCCUGAUCCGAUAACGGGAAGAAUGACUCCUCAAUUUCCGUAUUGGAAAACUUUGCGUCAAAUUUAUUGUGUGUCCGUUCCCGUAAUAAUUUUGUGUUUAAUUGCCGCAAGUACAAUCACAAUUAGCCAAUUUUGGGUCGAAGAUAUUUUGAGAGAACUUUACGGGCCUGAAUCUUACAUCACACUCGUGCCAUCGAUUUGUAACUCAAUUUGGAUUGCCUUGUUACCGUUAGCGUAUUCGAAAUUUGCAACAUAUUUGACAGAUUUGGAGAAUCAUCGUACACAAUCUCAAUACGAUAGACAUCGUGUGAAUAAGUUAAUUGUCUUGGAAUUCGUUAAUAACUUUUUGUCAUUAUUCUACGUUGCUUUUGUGAGACAAGAUUUGAAGUUAUUGAAGACUUAUUUGUUGUGCCAACUGUUGAUUGUUCAAUUCGUACAGAAUUUCAUUGAGAUUUUAUGGCCUGUAAUUGACAAUAAGAUCAGUAAAAUUCUUGCAAAAGACGCAAAAGAUGAAAAAAGUGACAAAAACAACGAUUACCAUGCCCUAAAUUUGGCAGAACUCGACAAUGAUGAUCCUCGAAUCAAUCAACGUAUCAAAGAAUCUCAAAUGGAUGCCUAUCUGAGCACAUAUGAAGAUUACCUCGAACUUUACAUCCAAUUUGGUUAUGUUGUCCUUUUUGCAGCUGUUUCUCCGUUAACUGCUUUACUUGCUCUUGCAAACAAUAUUCUCGAAAUUCGAAUCGAUGCAUUUAAACUUUGUAAAGCAUACCGUCGUCCCUUUUCUCGUCGUGUCAAAAACAUUGGCGCAUGGCAACUUGCAUUUGAAUCUCUCGCUGUAAUUUCCAUCAUGACGAAUUGCGGCGUAAUGUAUUUGUCGCCUUCAACACAAGAUUGGAGAGAACGUAAUGGCGUCGAAUACAGUUUGUUGAUCUUCGUACUUGUUGAACAUUUGUUACUCGGAGCUGUUUGGAUAAUUCAUAAACUCGUGCCUGACAAACCACGAACGAUUCGUUUGGCACUCGCAAAGUCUGAUUAUGAGUCGCGACAAGCGCUCAAACGAGAGAACGCGAAACGAGUCAAAUUAACGGGCAUUUGGAAGAAGAGUUUCUAACAUGGAUCGUCAAAGUUUCAAAAAAAAAUUAUAGUCAAAGUUGUUUAAAAGACUUUUUUCUUGCUAGUCAGUGAAUUAAUCGAAGUUAAAUUAUUUUAUGCUCAAUAAAUCUGAGGAAUUUAUUGUUUGUUUGA